AUGCGUGUACGGCGACCUAGUGCAACGGUAAUCAACAUUACCAUCAAGUCCAACCGCCUGCGUACAGGUCGUUCAGAAGUUCAGUUCUAUGAUAAACAAUCCGACCCCUAUGAAAAAGCAGACCGUGACUUUCCUAUCAAUCUGCGUGAGCCUAGUCUGAACACUUUGGUCAAUAAUGCCAUAUCUGAUACCGGUGGUUUGGAUCGUCGAAUGAAUGCCCAAACUGGUGCAAUCUUGGCGAUGGAUAAAGGUGUUCAGAUCUAUAACAAGUUCCUAUCGGCUACUGGCGUGCUUAGAUCUCUUUUGUUAAAUGCAUUGUGGCAGGGGCCGCUUAAAGCAGAUCGGCAAGAUUUGCUAAUGAAUGGAGAGCAGAUCUGGUCGUUAGAUCCUCAGUGUAAUAAUCCUAAAGUUCAGGUUCUCGCUGAGGAUAAAACUUUUGAGAUGUUGGUGCGUCCUCUGAUAGCCAGCUGGCCAAUUCAGAAGUUCCAAGAAGGGAUGGCUCUGGGUAAGCGGCAUUUCUUAACAGGGUUCCGCAUUUCAAACAAAGGUAUCCGUAACAUACUGACCGAAGGGUAUCGUGACUACGAUAUGAUCAUUGUACAACUAAUGGGCACUGAUCUGACCGGUGGGUUCAUCGAUGUAGUGAAAUUUAACUCAUUACAAGCCCGUACCAUUAACCAUAUCAACAACGCCUUUGUUGCAAGAAUUCCUGAAUAUGUCACUACUGCAAGUAUGGUUGACUAUUUAGAGAUUCUAUUAUUCGUCAAGUUCGAGCAGGCUUAUAAGAAAGGACUGGGCCAUAUCAAAAACCCUGAUAAAUUUCCAAAGAAUCAAAUCGCUGAGGAUAUCAAACAAGGCGGUGUUUCCGAUGGCCAGACUGCUCAGGUGUUUAUCUCAUGUGGUUACCUAACCGACCAUAACUCCAGGAUCUUUGUUCGUCCUGUUACGGUCAAGGUAUUGGUAGCUUCUAUGAAGCCUUUGUUGAAUCACAUUCUGCUACUGAGGCCAUGA
Dictyostelium discoideum AX4 is the source of this 1011-nucleotide messenger RNA. RefSeq lists its product as hypothetical. The transcript has 4 exons. The record is from RefSeq and is a predicted model, not a curated record. Lineage: Eukaryota; Evosea; Eumycetozoa; Dictyosteliales; Dictyosteliaceae. Bases 1 to 1011 code for a protein of 336 amino acids.